UGUUUAACAAAGCUGAGCCCGAGCGCUCUGUGGCACUGAGCUCUCCUGGCAGGGAGGGGAGACAUUUCCCUGACUCCUCGCUGACUCACUUCUCUAUCUGCACGCCCGAAGGCUGGGUCUGACGGGGCGCGAAAGAGAACCAUACCGUCCACUUCAUCAGGUCUCCAUUAGCGGACAAAUAACCAGAACCUCAAACCCAUUACCUCGCUCAUGGGGCACCACAAGUGAGGACUCUAGAGGUUCUGCCCUGCCCUGCCCUGCCCUGCCCUGCCCUGCCCUGACCUGCCCUGUCUAUCUGUGUGAGGAUCUUCUGCAGUGAGCCAAGGUGUAGCAAGAGACCGUGAGGGCAGACUGGAGUGGUGGGAGUAAAGGGCCUGGAUUCAGACUAGCACAGAACUGCACUCAGGCCGCCUGUUUUCUGCACAGAUGGAGAUCCAGACAGCUACCUGGUGCACCUGAAACCUCUCAGGGGUAUGUAAAAGGGAGUGUGGUGGUCAGGGCGAUGAAUGUGAAGACCACAGAGAAGAGUCCUGAACACACAUUUCCGAAGCCUCACCAUGCUACCGGGGACACAAGCGAUCCAGUCCCUCACACUCCUACCCAGAGAUCUACUCAAAGGGAGAGCAAGAACGUCUUGCAGUUGAGGCUCCAACAGAGGAGGACGAGGGAACAGCUGGCAGACCAGGGCAUCAUGCCUCCCUUGAAGAGCCCAGCUGCAUUCCAUGAGCAGAGGAAAAGUCUCGAGCGCUCCAAGACCGGGGAUUACUUAAAACAUAAAAUCAGAAGUAGACCAGAGAAGUCAGACUUGGUCAAGAUGCGUAUAUUACCAGAUUCGGCAUCCAGGGAGGGCUCGCCUACACACCGCGAAACUCCGACGAAAUUAAAACGGGCCCGGCUCGCCGACGACCUUAACGAGAAAAUCGCUCUCAGGCCUGGUCCUCUGGAGCUGGUCGAAAAGAAUAUCAUUCCUGCCGACUCGACCGUUAAAGAGGCAGUCAUGAGAGUGAACCAUGGGAAGUUCCCCAAGCAGGAGGACUCGUACGCCUUCGAGGAGGACAGCAGCAGUGAGAGCCUGUCCCCCGACCAUCCCCUGAGUGACGAGUCCCAGGGCUCCGCCGGCCCCCUCGCCGAGACGAAGGGCAACGCGUCGCCCUCCUCCUCCUCCUCCCUCACGAGCCCCCCACAGGGAUCCCACUGCAGUGAUUCUGUCAAUCAUGGUCAAGAGGAGAAUGCUCUGGAAUCAAACAGCAAACAAGCCACAGCUCCUAUCCCUGUCCCUGCCAUAGUAAAGCCCCCUAAGACAUCAGACAAAAACCGCCACAAGAAGCCCAAAGACAUCAAGCCCAAAGUCAAGAAGCUGAAGUACCACCAGUACAUCCCCCCAGACCAGAAGGCGGAGAAGUCCCCCCCGCCCAUGGACUCGGCCUACGCCCGGCUGCUCCAGCAGCAACAGCUCUUCCUGCAGCUGCAGAUCCUCAGCCAGCAGAAGCACCAGCAGCAGCAGCAGCAGCACUCCCAGUGCCCCCAGCAGCAACAGCAGCAGCAGCAGCAGCAGCAGCAUCAUCACCAGUCCCAGAGCUUCAGCUACCAGCCUCUGCACCAGCAGCAAGGAAACAGGCAGUCCAGUGAGCAGCUGUCCACGUGUAGCUCGAGUGCCGCUAGCAGUACAGUGAGCAGCUCCUCGUCUCCAGUGAAGACCACCUACUGCAGUCCCACCACUGUCAACCCUGUCAAGCCCGGGCCUCUGCCUCCCAAUCUCGAUGACCUAAAAGUGUCUGAGCUAAGGCAACAGUUGAGAAUCCGGGGUCUCCCAGUGUCAGGAACCAAGACCGCCUUAAUCGAGCGGCUCCGCCCCUUCAGAGACUGCUCCGGCUCGCCCUCGCAGGCCGGCGACAUCACCACGGUGACGUUCCCCGUGACGCCCACCGGCUCGCUGUCCUCCUACCAGUCGCCGAGCUCGUCCAGCGCCAUGUCGCACGGCGGCUACUACCCCUUCUGCAGCACCAGCUCCACGCCGCCCAUCUCGCCCGCCUCGUCCGAGCUGUCGGUCAGCGGCUCCCUGCCGGACAGCUUCAGCGACGUCACCAUGUCCUCGCCGCAGUUCGGCCUCCAGGCCUCCCCGGGCCAACUGAGCGCCGACGAGAGCCUGGUGGGUGGCCUCGGAGGAGGAGGAAGCAACGGUGGCUGUCACGGGACGGGGAGCGGAGGAGGCGGAGGAGGAGACGGUGGGCCAGGGCUGGACGCCGAGAAGGACAAGAUGCUGGUGGAGAAGCAGAAGGUGAUCGAGGAGCUGACGUGGAAGCUGCACCAGGAGCAGCGGCAGGUGGAGGAGCUACGCAUGCAGCUGCACAAGCGUAAGCGCACCCACGGCUUCCAGGACCAGACCCCUCCUCCUCCUCCGUCAGCUACUCCACAUCUGCCCCCGCUGCACCAGGCCCAGGGAACCCCGCUGGGCCCUCAUCAUGGCCAGCAGCCGCACGGCCUCCACCUGCACCCCACAAACCCCAACCAGAUGCAGCACUUCUACGCCAAUGUAUCGGUCAAGCAGGAGCACGUCGCCUCCAGCUGCCCUCUGGCCUCCAAGACCAUGAAGAACGGCGCCGGGCAUCCCAACGGUGGCGGCGGCGGCAGCAGCAGCAGCUGCAUGGAGGGCAUGGGGCACUGUGGCAUGAUGGGAGCCCCGCCGCGCUGCCCGGAAGCCCCGCCAUCACGGAGCCCCUCGGGCCUCUCGGCCUUCCUCAGCCCCCAGUGUUCCCCACAAGACUCACCGGGCACCAAGACUUCCAGCAGCCCCCAGCCAAACAGCCUGUCCUCGUCACCCAACCACCCCUACAUGAUGUCGCCCCCAAUGGGCAGGGAUGGCUGUGCCCACUCCCAAGGCGGCACCAGGCCUCGCAACAUGCUGAUCCAGCAGAAGAACGUCAGUCAGUCCUUAAACUGCCCCUAUCCCUCUGACCAGAGAGGUCUGCAGGCCAUAUACACCAGCCCAACUGAUUUGGGCCUCAAUGAAAGAGCCACCUCCAAAGCCAAAAGCCCCCACAUGCAACCCAAGAUGGCAGUUAUGCACUCACCCCGGCACCCCGGCCCCAAGUGCCCCAUCACCUCCACUGCCUUCUGUAGCUCAGAACCCGCUGCAUCCAAGAUUAAACAGCCCCCCUGCUAUGAGGAUGCAGUCAAGCAGCAACUGACUAGAAGUCAACAGAUGGAUGAGAUUCUCGACGUACUCAUUGAAAGUGGAGAAAUGCCGGCUAACGCCAAGGACGAGAGGUCCUGUGUAACCAAAGUUGUGCCUCACCUUACAGUGUCAGCGGGCAGUGCCAGUGGCAUCGCCGUGCCCAAGUUCCAUAGACACUAUGGCCACAUGUCGCCCUCCCAGAUGUCCUUCGAGCACGCUGUGAGCCAUGGGGACUGCCACCUUGAGGCACUGUUGAGCAGUCCCGUGAGUCGGCAGGGCGACAUCGUCCUGCUCAAGAUCGUUCUGGGAGCUUAUGCGAUGGAGGAUAUACUUGGUUGUGGGCCAUGA
This is a messenger RNA of Clupea harengus (Atlantic herring), 3523 nucleotides long. RefSeq names its product myocardin (gene myocd). Gene Ontology annotation, molecular function: transcription coactivator activity. The record is from RefSeq and is a predicted model, not a curated record. Gene Ontology annotation, cellular component: nucleus. Gene Ontology annotation, biological process: cardiac muscle cell differentiation; smooth muscle cell differentiation; positive regulation of transcription by RNA polymerase II. Lineage: Eukaryota; Metazoa; Chordata; Actinopteri; Clupeiformes; Clupeidae.